UUGACGCUGGUAGUUCCGCAGCCACGUCACCUGAAGCAGUCCUCUCCUCUUCUCCGGGUCAGCGCAGACAGCCAGCUGAGUAUUUCCUUAGACAGCGGAUAAUAGGUUUGUUUAUCUUUGUCAUAUCCUUAAAUAUAAAGAGAAAAGCAGUGAAGCAGCAGUCCGCCCGAGUUGCUGUGCCCACUUCGACGCUGUUAGCUUGUUUUACAUUAGCAUUUUGGCUCGUCUUCUUUUGCUUCCACUCAGAGAGUUUGGGGGGUUUUUUUUGGGCUGAAGAAGUUCGGCUUGUCUCCAGCGAGGCCUGUGAGGAGAAGUUUGCAAGUUUUCUUAACUGAAGCGGGACACAAACAACAUGAAUAUCUUCCGUUUAUUGGGUGACGUGUCACAUCUGGUGGCUAUCAUUAUCCUGCUGAUGAAGAUAUGGAGGUCCAAAUCUUGUGCAGGAAUCUCUGGGAAGUCUCAGGUGCUGUUUGCACUCGUCUUCACCACCAGGUACCUUGACCUGUUCACGGUCUUCAUCUCUGCUUACAACACGAUCAUGAAGGUGGUGUUUCUGGCUCUGGCCUAUGCUACCGUGUAUCUGAUCUACAUGCGCUUCAGGAACUCUUAUGACUCAGAGAAUGACACGUUUCGCGUGGAGUUCCUGUUGGUGCCGGUCAUCGGGCUUUCCUUCCUUGAGAACUACGCUUUCACCCCACUGGAGAUCCUGUGGACCUUCUCCAUCUUCCUGGAGGCAGUGGCCAUCAUGCCGCAGCUCUUCAUGAUCACAAAGACAGGUGAAGCAGAGUCCAUCACCACACACUACCUGUUCUUCCUGGGUCUUUACCGAGCCCUCUACAUCGCCAACUGGGUUUGGCGUUACCACACCGAGGGCUUUUUUGACCAGAUCGCCGUGGUGUCCGGAGUCGUGCAGACCAUCUUCUACUGCGACUUCUUCUACCUUUACUUCACGAGAGUUCUUCGUGGAAAAGGAAGCAUGGGCCUGCCGAUGCCCAUUUAAACCCCAUCCUUGCACCAUUCAGCCACCCACCUGUGCCUGCUACAGUUCAUUAUCUGAACUAAGUCUUUGAACUUCACCUGAACCUGUAUUCAGAAACAGGACGUCCAGUCUGUUGUCUCUCUGGAGACCACAACGUUUGCAUCUGUAGACAUGGAUUUCUGUCUGAUUGGUACUUUGUAUGUAUGUGUGUUUGUAAGGUUGUGUGUAAGCAUGUUUGCAUAUCAGUGUGCAUUCAUUCUUCUGUGGUUUAUUGUGAUUAUACAUGAGAUGCAAAUGUGACACUGAUGUGCACGUAUAACUUAAUGUAGGUGAGUGAGAAACACUAUGUUGACAUGAUGUGUAGACGUUUCUGUAGACCUUUGGAAAGUUAAAUCACAAAACUGUAAAUGUCAUCAGCUGUAGUUUGUAGUUUCAGUUUCCAAACAGUGCAGAUUAGAGCUGAGCCAUUAAUCCAGUUUCAAUUUCAGUUAUGAUUUUUGGCUUCCCGCAGUCAUGAAAACAAGAUUAUCUGGAUCAAAUUAUUACUGUGACCCAUGCUGUGUUGCAAUCUUUAGUGCAUAGGAGUACAGCCCAGUAUGUGCUCUGCCUCUCCCACCAGAACAGCUCUCACUUUAAUUCAAGUGAGGAGCAAAAGAAGCUACAGCUUCUGCUGUGGCUAGUUUGAAGUGAGAGCAAAGGAGAUAACAUAAAGGGAGAUAUUGGUUUAAAAAAGACCUCAAUCAUUGGGAAGCAGUCUGAUUAUAAGGGUCGAACUUUGCAGAUUUUAUCACAUGGUUUUGGCUGCUACUUAAGGGGAUAUGAUGGAUAUUUCGGGGCUGUGUCCAUAGCUGAUGUUUUUUUCCUGGUAGCGCUUAUUUUCACUAUACAAAACCGACAAAGUCCAGCGUUUUCAGAGCUUGGCAUCCUGAGUGAAAAACAUCUUCACCAUCAGCUGUUUUUAGUCUCUGCACUCACUCUCACCUCUCAGCUGAAAAUAGCAGGGAUGCUUAAUGUCAUCGACAUCAGAUCACAGUGUUUUCCACACAUGGCCUGUUCUUGGUGGGUCACCCAGGUAUAUUUACAGCAAUCUAAGGAUAUUUGCCUUUUUUAUGUAUGCAGUCAUCAUCAGUAGUACCGUGCAGAUCUUUGGGGCAAAAAGAAGGGAAGGAAGAUUGACACAACCCAGAUCGUGCUCUGGAUGUCUUUGCAUUUUACCAGGGGCACGGGAAAACUACCUGUAAAAAAAAAAGUUUGCACCUUUAGGAUGGGCUAAGGGGUGGAUGUGGUGAGCAAGCAUGGCCGAGGAUGCUGUCUGGGCAGGUAGUAGGGUUGCCACGAGCCUGUAGGCAUGCCAUGGAUGUCACAAGGGCCAGAAAACCGCCAGCAGCCCAGGGGUAUCACCAGGGGGACAAAGGCCUGGCCAAAAGAGAUGCUGUCGAGCUUGACCUUGGGCCGGGGUCGUGGCAUAUCGGGCCCUGUGACAAAUUCUUGCUGCCUAAAAAUGAUGCACAUAACUACAAGCACAACAAAGAUUUCCAAAAGCAGAUCCCUCCUAUAUGCACUGGUUGAAUCCCAACAAAUUGUUCCAAAAUUUAGGCCAUUGUUUCAGCCUUUUUUUUUUUUUUUUGCAGCUUGACACAAAAGUCAGUGAUGUUAUUGGAGCAUCUUUAGACAACGUACGGUUGAUGAAUACUGUUAAAAGAGCAGAAACAAAAAAUUAGAAGUGAAGAAUAAGAUGGGCCAGAAUAACCAGAGUACAGGGCCAUUCUGUGGGAAACACUGAUAUCACUACAGAACAUUUCUUCUGAUAUUUACAACCAGUAUACCAACUGUAAAUAUCAGUUGCAGAGUUUUAGGCUUGAUAAUCAAACCUAUGUCAGUUUAGGCCUUUGCUCUGCUCAUCCUCAUUCCUUCCUGAAACUUUAGAGAGUCUUUUUACGGAUUUAAGCUUAAGUUUUUACCUACUUUAAUAGGUAUAUAUCUUCAUCGGUAUCAGCUAGAAUGACUUUGGUAUGAGUGGUAUAUUGGUAAAAAUCCAGUAGUGUGCGUUGCAAGAAAAAAGUUCAGCUUUUGAAACUGCUGUGCUCAUUAAUGCCACCCAUCCUCACUGACCAAUCAAAAUCAAGGGGGAGAAAAGCUUUUGACAUCUGCUUUGUCAACAACAAUAGCGGCAGGAAAAACUAACUGGAUUUUAUUUUAACUGCUGGUAAUGGCAGGUUAGGAUUCCCUUUACUGUUUUUUUUCAAGUGGUCUCAGUGAUGUUCAUUGAAUAGAGGGAAAUAUUAACCACAGAGCUUUUUAAAAAAGACACAAGGAUACAUUAGAGAUGCACCAGUUGUUAAAAUCUGGGCUUAUGCUGUUACCGAUGUUUGAAAUAACAAUCUAGCCUACAGAAAUUUUCAAUGCCUGUGGAUUUUUUUGUUCUUUUGGCAUUACAGCGCCACUGUUCCAUCAAAAACAGAUCGUUUUGUCUACAGGUUACUCCCUCUGCCCUUUAAUAAAUCUCUUCUCUGAAUCAGCUGUUCGGUGAAGCUAAAUGCUUGCAUUUAAUUCAUAACACUUAACAUCUGCUACUGACAUCAGCUCAUGCCUGCAUUAUUUACAAAUGGCUGAUGUUUGUCAAAAGGGGCGAUACUGGCCAAUACUGAUGUUAAAGCGAUGCAUCUGUGCAUCCCUAGAUACAACCAAAAAAGUACUAGUCAACUUUCAUGACCUAGUGACAACUAACACUGAUGAGAACCACUCUGAAACUGAGAUUGUGGGUGCUGCCAGCACAAAGAAUGCUGUCUAUGGACACAGGCCUUAAUUUUAUGCACAAAGCAGAAAUCAAAAUCCAUUCAUCAAUCUAUAAUCUACACUGCUUGUCCCAUUUGAGGUCACAAAGGGCUGGAGGCAAUCCUAGCUGUCGUUGGGUACACUGCACUGAUCACUAAUUAAUCACAGGGCUGAGAUAUGGAGACAAACAAGUAGUCACACUCACCUAUAGGCAAUUUAGAGCCAGCAGUCAACCUAACAAGCAUGUUUUCUUGACUGUAGAAGGAAGCCGGGGUACCCUGAGAGAGGAACCUUCUUGGUGUGAGGCAGCAGCGCUAACCUGUUAGCCACUGUGCAGCCUGUAAUCUCAGUAUCAUUCUGAAUAAUAGCUGUAAUGAUAUUUGUGAUAAUUGAGCAGCCCUAGUACAGAUUUAGUGUUUACUAUGCACAGAGCGUCACAUCGAAGGUUCCUACUUUAAUUCAAUCACCACCAAACUUUCGACAAAGCAAAUCCCUCCUGAUGAUUUAACAGCAAAUAUGUUGUAAAUUUUUAAAUUUCUACUGCGUGUCUUUCCACAAAGUGUCUUCCUCUUCUCUUCUGUAGUGUACGACGCUCCUUGAAUUGAUUAUUUUGUGCAAACAUUUUCUCCUCUCAUUGCCAAGUACGUUACUGUUUGUAUUUCCUCUAAAGUUGUCUUUUUUUAUGUGUAUUUCUUCAUGGGAGGAAAAAGGGCUAAAUACAUUGUGAUGUCUUAAAUGAAGCCAAAGCUGAAAGAGAAAAUUGCUGCAUUUUUUUAAUUUAAACCAGUUCUUCCUGGUUUGUUUCCUUGGCUGCACUGUUGUUGUGUCGGGGAGAAGAGUGAGUAGAAUUGUGUCAAAGUGCUGAAUCUGUAAAAUGUUCACCUUUUUUCACAGCAUUUUGAUGACAAUGCAUUUAUUACAUCAUGUGAACAGUUAAA
Cheilinus undulatus (humphead wrasse) is the source of this 4692-nucleotide messenger RNA. It is a transcript of the gene kdelr3, whose product is annotated as KDEL endoplasmic reticulum protein retention receptor 3. The transcript has 5 exons. Gene Ontology annotation, cellular component: cis-Golgi network; endoplasmic reticulum; membrane. The record is from RefSeq and is a predicted model, not a curated record. The coding region runs from base 353 to 1000 and encodes 215 amino acids. Gene Ontology annotation, molecular function: ER lumen protein retrieval receptor activity. Gene Ontology annotation, biological process: endoplasmic reticulum to Golgi vesicle-mediated transport; protein retention in ER lumen. Lineage: Eukaryota; Metazoa; Chordata; Actinopteri; Labriformes; Labridae.